AUGUCCGCUCCAGCCUACUCCACCCUCACAGACAAUAUCACCGGCGCGGCGUCGGCUGCUUCCCAGACAAUCGCCAACCUCGCCAAACUGUAUACCGUGCAUGAUAUCGCCAAGACUGGAUUCAGCGAGGGAACGAACGACCUUUAUAACGCUGCUCGGCCCAGUUACCCAGCUGAUGCACUCAAGAUCAUCCACGAUACCCUCGCGCCCACCCCACGUGCUCUCAAGAUCAUUGAGCCCGGAAGUGGCACUGGCAUCUUCUCGCGCCUCCUUCUGCGCGCGCCCUCACCGAAGUACCCCGCGUUCGAUAUCGACACGCUUGUAGGUGUCGAACCGAGCGAGGGCAUGCGAAAUUCUUGGUGGCGCGCACUGGAGAAAGAAGGGCUGGGCAAGAGGCAAGAGCUGGAAGGUGGACAGGCCGUGGAGGCGCGGAAAGCUGGGGCGGUUGAUGGCGGCUUUGACGCCCUUGGCAAAGUGAAAGAGUACGGUUUGACAAAUGUGCAAGAAGGAGGUGGGGUCGAUGGGCGCGAAAUUGCCUCUUUCCUGCCCCCCGGAGCUCCUCUUAUCCUCAUCUGGAAUAUUGAGUCGCAGUCUCCAAACUGGCAGGGCCUCCUUCGAAAGACCUACGAGCCGUUGGACCUCGGCUCCCCACAAUAUUACAAGGGCCUGUGGCGAAAAAUGUUUGAGAAUCCGGCAUACGGAGAACUGUUUGAGGCGCAGGAGGAGAAGCAGGUAGGAUGGAGUGCGGAAAUCACAGAGCAGGGGGUGAUAGAUAGGCUUUUGAGCAAGAGUUAUCUGACCGAGCAGCACUUGAAGGGCGCGGAGAGGGAAAAGCUUGUUGAUUCACUGCGAAGAAUCAUUCAUGAAGGGGAUAAAGACUGGGUUGACCAAGAGAAUGGGGUGUUUAAGUACAACUACAACACUGACGUGGUUAUCUGUCGACGAAAGGCGUAA
Molecule: messenger RNA, 954 nt
Organism: Cryptococcus wingfieldii CBS 7118
Lineage: Eukaryota; Fungi; Basidiomycota; Tremellomycetes; Tremellales; Cryptococcaceae
Exons: 4
Coding region: 1-954 (317 amino acids)
Source: RefSeq, a predicted model, not a curated record